This is a messenger RNA of Kickxella alabastrina, 1398 nucleotides long. Its product is annotated as glycoside hydrolase superfamily. The record is from RefSeq and is a predicted model, not a curated record. The coding region runs from base 1 to 1398 and encodes 465 amino acids. NCBI's taxonomy places the organism in Eukaryota, Fungi, Kickxellomycota, Kickxellomycetes, Kickxellales, Kickxellaceae. The transcript has a single exon.
AUGACCAUCCUCGCAUUUUUUAAAAAGCAUCAGUCGCUUAAAAAACACGGAGUGAAUGUUUUAUUUGUUUUUAUAUUCGCUGCCAUCAUAAUUAUCUCCGUACUGAGCACUGUACUUCCAUCGCGGAAAUCCAAGCAAACAAACGAAGCCAACACCAACUCAGAAAGCGCCACCAACUUUAGUAGUAUCGGUAGUAGCAGCGAGAAAAGUGUCGAAAAAAGUGGCGAUUUGAGCUCCAUAUAUGGUCCCACCGGUACAGCAGCCAGCAUUAUUGCCUCAAAUAGCAUCGGCAGUUCACUUAAAUCCACCUAUGUGCCCAUUAUUAGCACAUCGCCAACGACCGAGGUCGUGAAUGUCAAUACUGGGCUGAUAAACGCAAAUACGUAUCUUUCCACAACCGACUUUACGUCUGUUGCGCCCGCAGUAAACAGUAGUCCAAGCAACCUUGUGACUUUUACGGAAACUGCUACUAUAAUUUAUUCCAACCCAAGCGAUACUUCUUUAAUUUCAAAUAGCGGCGACGGAAACAAUGUGUCCUUAGAAAACGCUGCAGACAAUAUUAACGUUGUUCCUCCACUGUGGGGUCUGACAUACUCGCCCUACAACACUGACGGCACUUGCUCGGACUUUAACACAGUCGCUGACCAGUUGUUAAAAAUUGCCACAGUCACCAGCAACAUCCGGCUCUAUUCGACAGAUUGCUCGCAGCUGAGCAAUGUCCUGGAGGCUGUUGCUAAAAACAAUAUAGCGCUGGGAGUCCACGUCGGUAUCUGGGUCACUGAUGGAGUGUCGCGCAUGGAGUCGGACCUCGACCAGUUUGUGGUCGCGGCCAAACACUAUGACUCGAGUCUCAUCAAGGGCGUGUCCGUCGGUAACGAGGAAAUAUUCAAGGGCAUGAGCGAGUCCACGCUUAUAGAGUACAUCAACCAGGUGCGCGCUCGUCUGCAGGCGGAGGGCAUGAGUCAUAUCCCUGUGUACACUACCGAAACCGAUGCGCACUUCAGCAAAGCUCUGGUUGCAGUCAGCGACAUAAUAGAAGUCAACCUCCAAGUUAUUUUUGACAGCAGCUUUGCCAGCAUCGAUGCAUCCGUUCAGUCAGCUAUCCAGCGCGCGAACAAUAUUAAAAACAAUAUUGCUGGCAAGAAACCCGUGCGCAUUGGUGAAUGCGGUUGGUCGUCGGCCGGUAAUACUGGCCCGUGCCCGCUUUCAUUGGCGAAUGAAGCGGAGUUUGCGCGAAAAUUCAAGUGUAAGGCGGGGGCGGCCGGGUAUGAGUAUUUUUACUUUGAGGCGAAAAAUGCAAUGUGGAAACAGGGCGCGCCUGUUUCUGAGCAGAAUUUUGGUAUUUUUGACGCGUCGUUCGUUCCAAAGUUUGAUUUCAGCGCUUUGAGUGUUUGCUGA